UUCUUGCUCAUAAUAAAGUUUUACUUUUUUUUUUUCUUUCUUCAUACCACCAUGGGUAAGAAGGUGAAGCUUGCAUUCAUAACCAGGGACACAGCCAGAAAAGCAACAUACAAGAAAAGGGUAAAAGGUUUGAUGAAGAAGCUCAAUGAAAUCACAACUCUAUGUGAAAUUAAGGCAUGUGCUAUAGUGUUCAAUCCUGAGGAUCUUGAACCACAAAUUUGGCCAUCCAUUCAAGGAGUUCAAAGUGUGCUGACCCAAUUCUUGCAUGUCCCCGAAUUCGUUCGGCAUCGAAAGAUGUUAAACCAUGAGAGUUACUUGAAGGAAAAGACUCAAAAGCUGAAUGAGAAGCUAAAGAAACAAAUGAAGGAGAAUAGGGAGAUGAAGAUGAUUCUUCAAAUGUAUCACUACCUUGAGAAAUGGAACAUUCCUGAGGAUUUAAGUAUUGUUGAUCAUAAUGAUCUCACAUAUGUGAUUGAUGAGAAAAUGAAGGAAAUUAAUAUGAAGAUGAUGGAAAUGGACAUCAAUGAUCAAAGGGUAUAG
Messenger RNA from Trifolium pratense (red clover), 540 nucleotides. Its product is annotated as agamous-like MADS-box protein AGL80. The record is from RefSeq and is a predicted model, not a curated record. Gene Ontology annotation, biological process: positive regulation of transcription by RNA polymerase II. Lineage: Eukaryota; Viridiplantae; Streptophyta; Magnoliopsida; Fabales; Fabaceae. Gene Ontology annotation, molecular function: RNA polymerase II cis-regulatory region sequence-specific DNA binding; DNA-binding transcription factor activity, RNA polymerase II-specific; protein dimerization activity. The coding region runs from base 52 to 540 and encodes 162 amino acids. The transcript has a single exon.